Molecule: messenger RNA, 4204 nt
Organism: Sphaeramia orbicularis (orbiculate cardinalfish)
Lineage: Eukaryota; Metazoa; Chordata; Actinopteri; Kurtiformes; Apogonidae
Gene: clec16a
Product: C-type lectin domain containing 16A
Exons: 24
Coding region: 133-3573 (1146 amino acids)
Biological process (GO): vacuolar transport; regulation of autophagosome maturation; endosomal transport
Cellular component (GO): late endosome; Golgi apparatus
Source: RefSeq, a predicted model, not a curated record
AUCGCCGCCUAUCACCUUCUGUUUGCUAAGUAGCUAUCUGUAGGGGAAAGUGGGUGUAAUGGAUAGAUGCGGACACCAACAUUAGCAAAAUAACGCGCCUGGCAAAGUAUAACCCACCUUUAAAUCACAACCAUGUUCGGCCGGUCACGGAGCUGGGUUGGAGGACAGGGGAAAACAAAAAAUAUCCAUUCCUUGGAUCAUUUAAAGUAUUUGUACCAUGUCCUGACGAAAAACACCACAGUAACGGACCACAACAGAAAUCUGCUGGUGGAGACCAUUCGCUCCAUCACAGAGAAUCUCAUCUGGGGAGACCAGAAUGACAGCUCUGUGUUUGACUUCUUCCUGGAGAAGAACAUGUUUGCCUUCUUCCUGAACAUCCUGCGUCAGAAGUCAGGACGUUAUGUUUGUGUCCAGCUCCUUCAGACCCUGAAUAUACUAUUUGAGAACAUCAGUCAUGAGACUUCAUUAUAUUACCUCUUGUCCAACAACCAUGUGAACUCCAUCAUCGUCCACAAGUUUGACUUUUCAGAUGAGGAGAUCAUGGCCUAUUAUAUCUCUUUCCUCAAGACGCUGUCACUCAAACUUAAUAACCACACCGUGCAUUUCUUCUACAAUGAGCACACUAAUGACUUUGCCCUGUACACCGAGGCCAUUAAGUUUUUCAACCACCCUGAAAGCAUGGUCCGCAUCGCAGUCCGCACCAUCACACUCAACGUUUACAAAGUUUCAUUGGACAACCAGCAUAUGCUGCACUACAUCCGAGAUAAGACUGCAGUUCCAUAUUUCAGCAACCUGGUCUGGUUUAUUGGCAGUCAUGUCAUUGAACUGGACAAGUGUGUCCAGACAGAUGAAGAGCAUAAGAACAGGGGAAAGUUAAGUGACCUGGUAGCGGAGCACCUCGACCACCUCCACUACCUCAACGACAUCCUCAUCAUCAACUGCGAAUUCCUCAAUGACGUUCUGACCGAUCACCUACUCAACCGCCUGUUCCUGCCUCUCUACGUCUACUCUUUGGUUAGCCCCGAAACGUCUGAAGACCGAAAAAUCAACCCUCAGGUGUCUCUAUACCUGCUGUCGCAAGUGUUUCUGAUCAUCCACUAUCAACCACUGGUCAACGCCCUCGCUGAUGUUAUUCUCAAUGGAGACCUGUCUGUCUUCACGCCACAGACAGACAUGCAUAGCGCACACAAGAACACGGCCAGUGUAGGAGGCGUGCGUCGCUUCACCAAACCCCCCGAGUCUCUGGAGCGCUCGCUGGAGAUGUCCCGCCACCGUGGUCGCAAAAGAACCCAGAAGAGACCGAACUACAAAAACCUGGGCGAAGACGAGGACGACGAAAGAGCCGGGGGAGGGGGAGGAGGAGGCGGCGGCGGAGGAGGAGGGGAGGAGUGCUGGGACGACGACGGUGGCAGAGGAGAGAGGGAGAAGGGAAAAGGUACAGAGGGAGGAGGAGGAGGUGGGAGUUCUAAGGGAAGCAGAGCGAGUGGGGAGACGGCGGAAGAAAUAGAGAUGGUGGUGAUGGAGAAAUGCAAAGUGUCUGAGCUGACGGAACAGAACAUCACAGACGAGGAGAAAACUGCUGCCGCCACGCGCACACACGCACAGAGGAGCAGACCAUUCUUAGACAUGGUAUACAGUGCCCUCGACUGCACCAGUGAUGACUACCACGCACUGUUUGUCCUCUGCCUGCUGUAUGCCGUCUCACACAGCAAAGGUAUUAACCGGGAUCUGCUGGAGCGGCUGCAGCUCCCAGUUCCCGAUCAGGAGAGGAGCUCCUACAGUUUGGUGCUGGUAGAGAGGCUGAUCAGAGUCAUGAGUCAAGCAGCACAACCAGAUGGUAAAGUGCGUCUUGCAACCCUGGAGCUGAGCUGCCUUUUAUUAAAGCAGUCUGUGUUGUCUGGAAGCCACUGUAUAAUUAAAGACGUUCAUCUGGCCUGCCUGGAGGGCGCAAGAGAAGAAAGUCUGCAUUUAUUGCGGAGAUUCUACAAGGGGGAGGAGAUCUUUCUCGACAUGUUUGAAGAUGAAUACAGGAGCAUGACGAGUAAACCGCUGAAUGUGGAGUACCUAAUGAUGGACGCCUCCAUCCUACUGCCACCGACCGGAACCCCUCUGACUGGUAUCGACUUCGUCAAGAGACUGCCCUGUGGAGACGUGGAGAAGACACGGAGGGCAAUCCGCGUGUUUUUCAUGUUGCGGUCGUUAUCGCUCCAACUUCAGGGAGAACCUGAGACACAGCUGCCUCUGACCAGACCCGAAGACCUUAUAAAGACAGAUGACGUCCUAGACCUCAAUAACAGUGACCUCAUAGCCUGCAUGGUGGUGAGUAAAGAUGGCGGCCAGGCCCAGAGGUUCCUCGCUGUGGACGUCUACCAGAUGAGUCUGGUGGAGCCGGAAACCAAACGUCUCGGGUGGGGCGUGGUUAAGUUUGCCGGACUCCUCCAAGACAUGCAGGUAUCUGGCGUGGAGGACGACAGCAGAGCGUUAAACAUCGUCAUCCAUAAGCCCAGUUCCAACCCCCAUGCCAAGCCCCUUCCCAUCCUGCAGGCCAACUUCAUCUUCGCAGAUCACAUCCGCUGCAUCAUCGCCAAACAGAGGCUGGCCAAAGGUCGCAUCCAGGCCCGACGCAUGAAGAUGCAAAGAAUCGCAGCUCUGCUGGACUUACCUGUGCAGCCCAGUGCAACAGAAGUGUUGGGUUUCGGUCAAACCGCCAGCGCUUCACCGGGCGGCCUACCUUUCCGCUUCUAUGAACAGUCAAGACGGGCGCCCAACGACCCGACGGCGAACAGAUCAGUGUUUGCGUCGGUGGAUAAAGUACCAGGGUUUGCAGUUGCACAUUGUGUGUCGCAGCACAGCCCCUCCCCCCUCUCCUCCCCAUCGCCUCCCUCCAGUGGGAGUGGGAGCACAGGACGGUGUGACUCGGUUACUGCGAGCACUAUAUCAGCUCAAAGCCCCACAGAUGAUGGUUUGUUACUGGAGCACACCCCACCGUCCUCUUCUGGAGGAGAAGGGGAAUCAGGAAGUAUGGAGGUAACAUCAGUCUCCUCUUCUCCCGCCGGGUCAGUUCAUCCUCCGGCCCUGGCCCCCAGCCUCACCCCGGCCUCCCAGCCCACCAUCUCCCUCCUCACGGACAACAGCGCCGACACCCUCAGCGUGGAGUCGCUCACGCUGCUGCCCCCCGCCGACCCACCCCACCUGCAUCCCUGCGCCAGCCACGUCCCCACCACAGCGCAGUCCCACCAGAGACGAGACAGCGCCAUCGCAGAGGAGGAGGAGGAGGACGGCGAGACAGAAGGGGUUAAGAAAGGAGAAGAAGAGGAUGAGGACGGGUCUCCGACGGAUGAGACGGAAACGGACGCGACGGUUAAAGAGGAAACCACGACGACGGAGAUGGUCACACCUACUGACGAAGCACCGGAGGAACAAGACGGAGGAGAGGCGCCAGAGGGGGAGGUCUUAGAUAAAGACACACCCCUAGGAGCAGGUAGGGACACGCCCCCUGCUGCAGAAACACAGGAGUUGACGGAGUCUACAGAGAUGCGCACUGGAACACCGGACUCAGCCGAACUGGAUUAAACGGCGCACACCAUUACUGAUUUCAUGCACUUAAACUGUUCUGUCUCACACACACACACACACAGAUGAAAGCAGUGUGUGAUAGAGCUUGGCUGCAGUAUAUUUUCAUGUCGCGAUCUGUAGAUAGUGCGUGCGUGUGUGUGUGAUGUGAAUGAGUCCAAGAGGCUUUUGGAGGCAUCUCAACAUUUGUGUUUGCACAUGAAGAAAGACUCUUUUUACUCACAGAAGAUGGGAUGGAAACCGGUCAAACUCGGGGCUCGAAGCACAUUUGGGUUUUUCUGCACUCAAGUGUGUCCUGUCGUGUGUAUGCGAGUGUUUUUCUUUUGUUUUGUUUUUUAAGCACGCGUUCGUCAAAGGCGCGCAACCAGCAAUGUUUUUUACUCAUUCUGACUGAUUGUUUCAGCUUAAAGACACAGUCAUGCACCACUGCACCGCUGUUCAUCUUCUUAUAAGGUUUUAGGAGACCGGUUCUGUUUUUGCGUCUUACGUUCACACAACUCACUACGAAUAUUUUGUGUUUUUUAGUCUGUACGAUGCUAAACACACACACAAAGUCAGCAGCGCUACACUUUAGCCAAUGCAUGCUAGACCCGUUAGUGGGUAACUCCACCAAUAACUGCCAUGUGGUUGC